AUGGCGUGCUGCGCAGGCGAGGAACGCACCAUGAACGACGCCGUUGGACUCUCCGCACGCGUCGUGAAGCCGCGCAGACUUUUCAGGAAGAAUAUAUUAUAUCUAUGUCCAUGUAGUCACACGCCUCCGAACACGUACAGUGAACAGUAUCGCAUGAAGUCUGUCACAUGUAAAUAG
Ostreococcus tauri is the source of this 177-nucleotide messenger RNA. RefSeq names its product unnamed product. Lineage: Eukaryota; Viridiplantae; Chlorophyta; Mamiellophyceae; Mamiellales; Bathycoccaceae. The record is from RefSeq and is a predicted model, not a curated record. The transcript has a single exon. The coding region runs from base 1 to 177 and encodes 58 amino acids.